AAUCUGAAACCAUUUAAAAAAAAAAAAACAAAAUAAAAAUGCGAGCUCAGGUUUUAUACCCAACAUUAACAGCAUACGGUCACCACUAUUGUGCGCCACGCAGACUCGUCUCCUUAACCUACGCCUCUCUUCAACGCCACGGUGCUGCUCCGUUUCUCAAUCUCAGUCUCUUCACCGCCUUUCGCUCUCCCUUCUCCAGCAUGGAGCAAUUCCAUAGUAGAACUGGAUCGACUGGGAAGAAAUCAAUGGUGGAAAGUUUGAAACGUUUCGGAGUGAUAUCAUCGAAAAGAGUAGCUGAAGUUAUGGAGGCUUUAGAUAGAGGUCUCUUUGUACCAGCUGGAUCUUCAGCUUAUGCUGAUACUCCUUUGCCUAUAGGUUACAACGCCACCAUCUCAGCUCCGCAUAUGCACGCGACGUGUUUGCAGCUCUUGGAAGAUAAGCUCCAGCCCGGGAUGCGCGCUUUAGAUGUUGGCUCAGGAACCGGGUACUUGACUGGCUGCUUUGCUCUCAUGGUUGGAGCUGAAGGCAGUGUUGUUGGCGUGGAGCAUAUCCCUGGACUGGUUGAUAUGUCGAUCAAGAAUAUCGAAAAGAGUGUUGCUGGUUCUUUGCUUAAGAAAGGAGCUCUUUCUUUACAUGUUGGUGAUGGAAGAAAAGGUUGGAAUGAGUUUGCACCGUAUGAUGCGAUACACGUAGGAGCAGCGGCUUCAGAGGUUCCUCAAGCGCUUUUGGACCAGCUAAAACCUGGUGGGAGAAUGGUGAUUCCGGUGGGAACCUAUUUUCAAGAGCUGAAAGUGAUUGAUAAAAACGAGGAUGGUUCCAUCAAGGUACAUACCGAAACUUCAGUAAGAUUCUGCAAAAACACAAAGAGAAAGUUCACAAACUCUGUAGUUUUUUCACAAAAGAAGAGAAGCAGAAAACUCAUAGACGAAGGUUUUUCUUUACCUGUCCAUCAAGAGCGGCAAUGGCGUCAUUUACUUCUUUCUCGCUAGACAUAGCUGAAAGCUUUAAGCUUGAGGUUAUUAUUGAAGAAGUCAUUUAUGAUUUCACAGAGAUUACAGAGGAACAAGAGAGGGUUUUUAGAAAGCGAUAAGGAAAUCAGACAGAGAGAGAGAGGUUGGCACUUACAAAAGUGUUCGAUUAAAGUCUUUAUUAUUUAAUUUAUAUAAUUGAAUAUUAUAUCAAAAUGAUUUCUGGGUCGGCCUUUUGGGCUUCUCGUUAAUCGAUUUAUGAAUGCGG
Messenger RNA from Eutrema salsugineum, 1236 nucleotides. RefSeq names its product protein-L-isoaspartate O-methyltransferase 2. Gene Ontology annotation, cellular component: cytoplasm. NCBI's taxonomy places the organism in Eukaryota, Viridiplantae, Streptophyta, Magnoliopsida, Brassicales, Brassicaceae. The record is from RefSeq and is a predicted model, not a curated record. The coding region runs from base 39 to 989 and encodes 316 amino acids. Gene Ontology annotation, molecular function: protein-L-isoaspartate (D-aspartate) O-methyltransferase activity. Gene Ontology annotation, biological process: protein modification process. The transcript is spliced from 5 exons.